GGAGUUGAAAAAGUGUGAGAAAAGAAGGGGAGCGUUAGUUUCUUGCAAAAUUUGACUUUCUUGAUAAAAAGUGGUCUAAUCUUAACACUUUACAGAAGAAAGAAGAAAAUAUAUAAUCGUUCAGUCAUGGCUCUUGAAGCACAGGGCGUCCCUCAACUUGAACUGGAGGCUGUUAUUGGAUUCAACGGGCAUGUGUUUUCUGGCCUGAGAGUCCAUCCAGACAAAGAACACCUGGUCUAUCCUCUGGGUUGUGCAGUCAUUCUGAAGAGAAUAAAAGAUGGCAAGCAGGAGUUCCUGCAUGGACACACAAACAAUGUAUCCUGUAUCUCAGUGUCCAAAAGUGGAUCAUAUAUUGCCUCUGGACAGGUCAACUUCAUAGGCUUUCAGGCUAUGAUUAUCAUAUGGGACUAUGCACAGCGAACAAUCUAUGCCCAGCUUCUGCUCCACAAGGCAAAGGUAGAGGCACUGGCCUUCUCCCCCAACGAGAAGUACCUGGUGUCCCUUGGAGGACAGGAUGAUGGCAGUAUAGUGGUAUGGAAUAUUGAGACUAAGCAGGCCAUUUGUGGGAGCCCAGCUUCAGCAAACAGUGCCGGUCACUGCCUCACUGUGCAGUACUCGAACACAAGUGACAAUGUCUUUGUUUCUGCUGGGAGUGGGACAUUGCGAGUCUGGGAGCUGGACGUCACCAACAGGAAGAUCAGGCCCACAGAGUGUCAGACAAGCAAGCUGAAGAGGAUCGUGAAAUGUAUAGAGAUCUCAGAAGACGAUCAAUUCAUUUUCUGUGGCACAACCAGUGGAGACAUAAUGAAAAUCAACCUGAAGACUAAACUUAUGAGUGGCUGUGGUCCAGUAAAAGCGAAAUACAGCCUGGGUGUUAAUGUCCUAAGGAUUCUGAAGUCCGGGGACCUGCUUGUAGGCUCUGGAACUGGCGUCUUCACUCUGUGUUCCAGCACUAACUUCAAAACUCUUAAGAAAGUCCAGCUGGAAAAAGGGGUGACCUCCAUUGCUAUAAGAGGAGGGGGCCAACAGUUCUUUGUUGGGACUGAGGCUGCUCAGAUGUACCGCUUCAGUUAUGAGGACUUUAAACCUGAACUUAUUUCUACCAGCCACAACAGUGCCGUCAAGGAUGUAGCCAUAUGUUUUGGAACAUCUGAAUUAUUUGCAACCUGCUCUGAGGAGGACAUCAGGUUGUGGCACAUAGACAAACCCAAAGAGCUGCUGCGCAUCACUGUACCCAACAUGACCUGCAACUCCCUGGACUUCAUGACUGAUGGACAUAGCAUCAUCAGUGCAUGGAAUGAUGGUAAGAUCCGCGUGUUUGCACCGGAAACUGGCCGGCUCAUGCUCAUCAUUCACAAUGCACACAGAAUGGGUGUGACGGCCAUCGCUGGCACCAGGGACUGCAAGAGGAUUGUUAGUGGAGGUGGAGAGGGCCAGGUGCGUGUUUGGGAGCUGCAGCCGCAUGGCCACCGGCUGCUGGAGACCAUGAAAGAGCACAAAGCCACCGUCUCUUGUAUCAAAAUCAAGAGUGAUGACAAAGAGUGUGUCACUGCCAGCAAUGAUGGUGCCUGCAUUAUCUGGGACAUUGUGCGAUUUGCAAGUCUUCAAAUGGUGAUUGCCAACACGCUGUUCCGGACGGUGUGUUACCACCCGGAGGAAUACCAAAUUAUUACCAGUGGUACUGACAGAAAGGUUGCCUACUGGGACGUGUAUGACGGAUCUGCUAUCAGAGAACUGGAGGGCUCGCAGUCUGGGGCCAUCAACGGCAUGCACAUCACACAGGAUGGCAAACACUUUGUGACCGGUGGAGAUGACAAGCUGGUGAAAGUGUGGGACUACAUGGAAGGUGCAGUUACCCACAUAGGAAUAGCUCACGGAGGCAGUAUCACCAGCAUUAAGGUCUGCUCCAACAACCGCACCCUAGUCAGCACCAGCGUAGAUGGAGCCAUUCUCCGAUGGCGGUUCCCUCAUCCUCCUUCCUCUUAAUGUGACACGUGGAGACCUGGAUGCUACAUGUAGAAGCAACAGGAAGUUUUAAUCCAGUAACAACACACUCAAAUAUACUCAACAUUCUUCCUUAAUGUUUCCUUUUAGCCUAAAUGUCCCUAGAGGGUACUUACAUUAACAUUGCAGAAUUGUCUGACCAAAACACUCUGACCAAAGGAAAUAAAUGUAAUUUGAUUACCGCAUCAA
Molecule: messenger RNA, 2193 nt
Organism: Centropristis striata (black sea bass)
Lineage: Eukaryota; Metazoa; Chordata; Actinopteri; Perciformes; Serranidae
Gene: cfap52
Product: cilia and flagella associated protein 52
Exons: 14
Coding region: 127-1986 (619 amino acids)
Biological process (GO): cilium assembly
Molecular function (GO): protein binding
Source: RefSeq, a predicted model, not a curated record